This is a messenger RNA of [Candida] anglica, 3369 nucleotides long. The record is from the annotation of a GenBank genome assembly. NCBI's taxonomy places the organism in Eukaryota, Fungi, Ascomycota, Pichiomycetes, Serinales, Debaryomycetaceae.
AUGAACAGUGGCUCCAAAUCCGAAGGCGCAAAUAGUCAUAGCACGGUCCCGGAACAAGGAGGUUCCAAUUCCACCCAUAACCAUCCAAAGGAUCUGAUGGAUCAUACGUCCGAACAGAACAAUAGUAGAACUCCACAACAACAGCUGCAUCAACACAGAACAUCACAGCUCCAACACAUUCAGCAGCAACAACAACUCCAACAUCAGCCACCACCGGGCCAACCACAACAACAACCACAACAACAACACCACCAUCAACCACAACAACAACAACAACAACAACUCCAUCACCAUCAACAACAACAACUCCAUCAUCAGCAGCACUCGCAGCAUCCACAUCUGGCACAUCAGGAUCACCCACCCAAUGGCCCAGAGUACGACAGCGCGCAGUAUCUCGACUCAAAUUGGGCAUCUAGUCUUUUGAUGGACCCCAACAAUGAAAUGUUCUAUGGGAUGGACUUUACGUCACCAAACAUGGGAAUUAAUACCGCACCUGCCAUCCAAAAUCAAGGACAAUACCAAUCACCUACAUCAGAAAACAUGCAUUUACCCCCACAACAACAACAACAAGGUCACCCAGGUCAACCACACGGAGAUAAUGAGGCAAAAGGGCCAACUUCGCAUCCACAACAAACUCCAUCUGCACUUUCACAAAGCCAAGGUACCCCUACAGAUAUCCAGAUGGUAUCAGACCUGAAUUAUACAUCUACAGGUUCUGUUGGGGCACAACAACGUGCUGCCAAACAUCGUAGACCUUGUGACCACUGUAGAAGACGUAAGACAAAAUGUGUAAUAAUACCAAACACAAAUAACUGUGCGCAGUGUGAAUCGAAGUCAUUGGUAUGUACCUAUAUCGAUCAACCAAUGCGCAGAACUCCAGGUUCCAAUCCAAAUUUCCAAGAGGAUUAUUAUAAUAAUAUCCAACCACAAAACAAAAGAGCUAAAACCUCAUCAACUAAUGAUGCUAUGAGUGGUAAUACGAAUGCAAAUUUGUCAAUACUUCAACGAGAGAAUCAUAUUUCGAAUGGAAUUGUUCCUCCAAAUGUCCAGAUAAGAGAUGUCCCGCCGGUUCAGGACUACUCCAUGGUAAACAACUCUUUACUUAAAAAGACAUUAUCUUUACAAUUCCCUAGGUCAAGUUUUUAUGUUGGACCAACGUCAUAUUUAUACGAUGUGAAUCUUCUUAAUUUAAUCAUAGAGUCACAAAAUUCACCCUCUAAGAAGGGAGCUAGUCAGAGUCAAGGUGCCAACAAAUCAACCAGUAUCAAUGGAAGGGCAAGUGCAUCACCCCUUGGCGGUAAGAUUGAACAAGUCAACUUGAGUGACUCUAUCUCGCUUCGUAAAGUCAGUGACAAAGUACAGUUUGUAUUGAAGGAUGAUCAAUCCCCUCAAUCGUAUCUGGCCAUGUCACAAGAUGUUGAUAAUAUUGAAAAAUUCAUUGCUCCUCAUGGUCAAAUUUUAAUUGAUUUAUACUUCCGAAUAAUUCAUCCAUCAUAUCCAAUUCUCCACAAAAAGGUAUUUUUGGAAAAAUACUCCAGAACACAUCGAGAAUUUAGUGCUCCUCUAUUGGCUGCUGUGUAUGUAUUGGCUAUUCAAUGGUGGGACUAUGAUCCUCAACUUAACAGAUAUCCCAAACCUAACUCAGAACUAAUCUUGAAGAUUGCUCUUAACAAUUAUUUAUUGGAGAUUCUUAAACGACCAAAAUUAAGUGCUGUUCAAGCAGGUUUGUUACUUCUUCAAUGUAAACAUAUCAUACAAGUAUCCAAUAUUAGUUCCAAUGGAAAUUCUAAUGGGGAACCAACUCCUAAUUCUAGUGGGGGAGAUACUGAUUAUAAUGACUGGGUGUUAUGCUCACAAGUUAUCUCAUUGGCAGAAGAAUUAGGUCUUGGACUUGACUGUCACGGGUGGAAAUUACCUAAAUGGGAACGUGGACUCCGGAAACGGUUAGCAUGGGCAGUUUAUAUGGAAGAUAAAUGGCUCUCUUUAAAAAAUGCAAGACCUUCGCAUAUUUCUGAAAACAAUUGGAUAGUACUCCCCUUGGCAGAUGAAGAUUUCCCAGAAAAGCAUGGUGAUGGAGAUUUGAAAGAAGGUUCAUCGGAUAUUGAUAAUGGGAAGAAGAUAUUCAGAAACUUGAUUGAUCUUUCAAUGAUCCUUUCUGACAUUGUAGAUCAAUUUUAUUCAAUGAAAGCUAUGAAUGAAAUCACCGAUAUGACCCAAGUUUUAAAACUUGCUAAACCCCUUCAAUUGAAAUUGCGGAACUGGUACCAUUCAUUACCUGUGGAAUUACAAAUGAGCUCUGUUCAAAGAAGAAAACUUUGUUCUAAUGGAUAUUUACAAUUGGCAUACUUUGCCACCGAGUUGACUUUACAUCGUAAAAUUAUCACCACAAUCUUCCAACAAUCACAUUCGAAUAACCCUCCUCAACCAGAAUUGGUAAAUGUUUGUCGUACUGCUGCCAAAACUAGAUUAUUGGCAUCGAUUGAAUUUGUAAGGGAUUUGAAGCCUGAACACAUUCAUUCAUUUUGGCACUCCUCUUCAUCUUCAAGUUUCACGUUGAUUGGAACAUUUGCUGCUGUUCUUUUUAUUUCCUCCACUACGAAGGAAGAAGAAGAUUUUUAUAAAGACCAAGUUUUCAAUUAUAGAUGGAUUUUAAAGAUAUCUUCAAAGGGAUUUGAUCAGGUUGGUGCAGCUCUCCUGAAAUUGGAUUUAGUGUUGAAUCAUAUACCAGGAUUGUUGAUUGACAAAGUUGGCGUGCCAAUGGUUGUACCGAACGUUCCGACCGUUGAUUACCAACGACAACUGCAACAACUGCCACCACAUCCGCAACAACUGCAACAACUGCAAGCCAGACCAAACAACCAAUUUACUCCACAAAGCCAAGGGAAACGAUUAAGCAAUAGUGACCUGACUAGUGGUAGCAAUGUCAAUAACAAUACUAACACUACGAAUAAUAACAAUCGCAGAAUCGGCAGACCUCCCCAAGGAGCUCGCCCAACACAACAACCACAACUGCAAUCACAACAAGGUGCUGGUCUGGCCUACAUCUCUUCUCCGCAACAAUUCAGUACCCCACCCUACUCUCAAGUCCAACCAAUGCCACAAACUAUGUCUCGUGGCGGACAAUUCAUUGUAAACUCCCCUCAAUCAUCUCAAGGGUUGUCGCCAAAGGAGGUUAUUAGGCAACAAAGACCAGUUGGUCCAAAUCCUGUAACGAAAGGUAACUCAACCCAGGAGGAUCAAGAAAGCAUUGGAACUUCUUUUGGUGACUCGAGAGGGAGCCCUCCAGGACCAUUCGUUGGACCAGCAUAUGCCCAUCAAAAUGAUGAUGAUAAUAGAUCAACAUUAUCUGAUAGGAACACUGAUAAAUAG